Molecule: messenger RNA, 4821 nt
Organism: Gigantopelta aegis
Lineage: Eukaryota; Metazoa; Mollusca; Gastropoda; Neomphalida; Peltospiridae
Product: serine/arginine repetitive matrix protein 2-like
Exons: 6
Coding region: 120-3212 (1030 amino acids)
Source: RefSeq, a predicted model, not a curated record
CAUAAUUAACAUUGCAAAAUGGCGUCUGUGUUUGUAAAAUGGGACAAUGACGACAGAUUGAUAAAACUCACUAUGUAGACAUUGAAACAUUCAACAUUGGAGACAAAUUAUAAAUCAACAUGGGGCUUGUUGGCCUCAAGUUACUUCAAGUUCUUCUUAUUCUUUUAUUGAGUUCAGAUGGAAAAGCCCAGAAUGCUGAAAGCUCUUAUGAUAUGAAUAAUCCAGGUAAGUGUAACUUUGCUGGCUACAUGACGGUGAAGACAGGCCAGCACGUCACGCUGUACGCCGAUGGGACCACGGCCAACACGAUGAGGUGUAACCUGAACUUUGUGGCCGAGAACAGCAAGGCGGAAAUUGAAGUCACUUUUCAGCGCCUCAUCAUGGAUGACUGUAACGUGCAUCUCACACUGAUCCUUGAGGGCUCUUCAAAUCCGGCUACAAAACUAAUAUGUGGAUCGGCAUUGCCAGGAGCGAUGGUCUCGCCCAAUGGUCGAGCAUCCUUUCAGCUGAACAGGGACUAUAUGGAUGCCAGAGGGUAUAACUAUCAGAUGACCAUGACUGCUUAUAUCCCUGGACAAGAUCCGACCCUAACCGAUGCAAACCCUAUUGCUGUGGGUCUUAUUGUUGGAAUCACUGGUGGCGUCAUAUUCUUCCUUGUCAUGUUGGCCAUCAUUGGCAUCUGCUGCUACAAGAAGAAAAAAGAACACAACAGACAGAAGGCAUCUUAUGAAUAUAAAAUGAGGCUCGAUGAACCAGAAAUGUCCACUACCAGUUAUGGGUAUGCAAAUGAGGUGACCAGCAAUGGGGGUGUUCAAGGCAACUAUGAUGGUGACGAAACUCCAAAGUCUGACAAGAGAUUAUUGAUGAAUGAUUCUUAUCCUGAAAACUCUGUGGCGGAAAAGACCUCUCCACUUAUUGGCUCCUAUGCCACAAGUCCGAAGAAAUCGGAAACCUUUAAGUACAACCAGCCUUUGAGGCAGAGUGGAGGUGCCCGCAGAGACAAUGCCAUCAACGAAAAGAAAAUUAAAAGGACUGGAACUGAUGACGAGCAAGACUCUGAUAUACCCAAAUCUCCUAUUCUUGCCGCCCUUCAUGGUAAUCCAAGAUUCCGAGCAUCGUUUGCUGCAAACGAGGCAGAGGCUGAAGAAAGACGGAGGAGAAUAUCGUCUAAUGCUUCAGAUGACCACGAGGCAUACUCUGAAUCAGGAGCCUCUUCGUCAGGCCUCGUUAACAAGACUCCUCCUGCUCCUCCUUUACCUUCAGCACCUAAAUCUCCACGUGGCAAGAGGUCAGCAUUUGCUAGCAUCAAAAGAACACCUCGUCCAUCUUCAUCUGGGAGUGAGAUAGAACAUCUACAGCGGCGGUACAACUCUGAAGAUGGUGAUGAAGAAAUCAGAGUACUGCAUGACAGUGAUGAGCCACCAUCGCCAGGGGAAAUGGUUCCAAUCAGGAUCCAUAAUCCCCAGGCAGCUGCCAAUUUAAAACCUACAAGCCACACGCUCAGGCCCAACCGAGGGAAGAGUCCACAGAACAAGAGAAAAGAUGCUGAGCUGUACGAUCAGAAACCUGUUAGGAAAGCAGAGUAUGAACCAGCUUUUGAGAGAGCUUCGACGCGACCUGCUGGGGGAUUCCAAAAGAACAGCAGUGGUAGGAAGAAGUCGCAUAGGCCACCUCGGAUUGGCCGAAUGGCUUCACGGAGUACUGGGUCUAUUAUUGAUGAUGACAGAUCUGGCACUCCCAAUAGCAUGGCAUCUAGACUGCGGGAUGAUGAUGAUCUGGAUAAUUUUGCUCCCUUAGAGAGGUCACAAUCAAAGCAGUCCUUAUACUCCUCAAGAUCAUCUUUGUAUGGUCGUAGACGAAGACGAGAAAGAAGAAAUUCCUUUGGUGAAUCUGUCUCCACCUACACACAAGAUGACAUUGAUGCUUAUGACGAUUAUGUCAUACACAGUCGUCCGAUGUCCAAGCGGGAUAGAUACGACCGAGGCUUCAAGUCACUGGGAGAUCUGGAGUAUGAGUUGAGAGAACAGUCAACUCAGACUCUGAGAGAGACUGCCACACAGACAGGCAAAGGUCACGCUGUUGUGAUGAAUCCAAAGCGUGUCGUUAACAAGAAGCCUCUACCAAAACACAUGAGUUCUUCUUCCACUCAGACUGCCAAGAAAACAAGAAAGGACACUGAAACGGAGUCACGGCCAAGAACGCCAAAGCCGAAGUCUAAAUCAGUUGAUUUGGAUACCGAAUCACCAAUUGAGCAGAAUGUUUCAGCAAUACCGAAAAAAAUUAAGAAGUCAUCAUCAGUAUCUUCAACUUCAAAAGCUGAUAAACCUAAACGAAAGAAACAGAUCACUGAUGCCAGUUCUGAAGUUGGUGAUAAGCCCCAACCAAAGCUUAAACCUAAACCGAAGCCACGUAAAGUAACCAAUGUUGGUAGUUCUGCUGAUGAAUUGAGUGAUGCUAAUUCCAAAGGAUCAUUUGAUGGUGUUGAAGAGCCUAACGCUUAUGAAAAUGUUGCUAUGCCACCACCUGGAACAGUUCCAUAUGUAGGUCAGCAUGUGCCCAUGACAAUGCCACAAAUGAAUCCCCAGUAUAUGGGACAGCCCAUGUAUGUUCCUCAGUACUAUGGACCGGGAGGUGUUCCCAUGGUAGCACAAUACCCUGUGGGACUUCCACCAGUGGCUUUUGACCCUAACCGACCAGGCCCUGUUCCAGUGAUGGCACCCGGAGGUCCCCCAGUAACUGGUCUUCCUCCUCCUGCAAGUGUUUCACAGGCACCACCAUCUUCACAACCUUCUACGCAACCCUCCAAGUCUAAGUGGGAGAUGCUGUGUUCUUUGACAGACUCUGCCGAGCCUGCGCAUCAGACGGCAGAGACCGAAUCUGUGACAGGCUCCGUGUUUAGUAGCACGCCAUACCCAGCUAGUACCAGUGCUUCAGGACAUCCUCAUCCUCAACCGUACGUUCCAUCCAGUGUGCUUCCUGGGCCAGGUAGUGCCUACCCAGCGACAGACUUUGUGCCUCAGACCCAUUCCUCACAUCCAUCUUCAAACCAUUCCUCAGAAAGGGCAGGUUCUGCGACAUCAAACACGGCUCCUCCACCUUCCAGCAGCAUGUACCCACGGAAGUCUUCGUGGGAGGCAUUGAAGGAGCUAACAGAUAAGCAGUAUACACUGACUUACGGCAGUAAUUAUGAACAGUCGGAGAGCAAUGUGUAGUUCGAUGUCAUUGGUUAGUCUUGUAAUACAUAUCGGUGAUGUCAUUGGUUACUUUUGUAAUACUUAUCAGUGGUGUCAUUGGUUACUUUUGUAAUACAUAUCGGUGAUGUCAUUGGUUACUUUUGUAAUACAUAUCAGUGGUGUCAUGGUUUAAUUAUGCAACAUCAUUUUUACUGAUGUCAUUCAUAAAACAUUUAUUGUUUGUUUUUUUACAACUAGAUUAGUGCCAUUUGUGAGUUUUACAUGUAAUUUGAUAAUGGCAUUAUAUGCUUUUUUAAUGUUACAACCUAUUUUGUGCAUUUGGGUGGUUUUUUUUAGAAUAAUAAUAGGGUUUUUUUCCUAUGAAGGUAGCAUGUUUAUAGAGAAUAAGAGGUUAAUAAUGUAGGUUAUCAGGUUUUUCCUGUUCCUGUGCUUGUAACAGUGGUGAAAUCUACACAGCUUGCUAAGAAGAAUUCCCCAUUCAUCCUGAACAGGAUAAGGCUGAUAGUCUAAGUUAUUAAUUUGGUAUUAUUUUUAUGCUGCAACGCAACAAGAACAGUGAGAAUAUCAUCUUUAUUCCUAACUUCUGAUAUGCGCCAGCUAACAACAACAUGUGUUUAGUUUCACAUAUAUUUGUUACAUUUGUCAAGUUAAACACUAGUUGUUAAAUAUUAUACAUAUUAUCUCAUUUUUGUUCUAAUAUUUACCACAACUCAAAACUUACUUCACUGAAAUUAAUGAUGAGAAGAAUAUGCAAUUGAAAAUCUAGUCAAAGCAAACAAAUUGAUUCAGACAGGUCAUGUGAUAAGCGAUAAUCCUGCUAAUAACAGUUUAUGACUUCAUUUUAAAUGGUCACCAUAAUGAGUUAAUACAAACAGUGGUUUCAGAAUAAAGUUAAAUAACCUCAUGGUUAAAACUUCCAAACAACUUCUACUUUGGAAUUUAAUCAUAUGUAUUUGUUUUUUUAUUCACAAGUUUUACUAUUCAUUUGGAACAGUGUUAAUCUCCCUGAAUGUCGGUAUGAAUAACCAAGGAUGACCUCUAUAAUAUAGCACUAAUGUAAAUCAUAACUUGUGAUUAAAAUCAAUUCAUAUCAGCACAAUUUCAAAACAUUAAACCAUCUUAAACAAAUAUAGAAUCUUAAAAACUACCAUUUGUAUAUUAUUUAAAAGAUAUUUCCAAAUAUAUUCUAAGUUAAGUACAGUGACCAUUGGGGUAUGAACUUAUUGGUUAUUUUUAGAUGUUACUGUAUAUAAAAUGAUUGCAAUUCCUUUAAUGCAAAUGGUUGUUAUAUUUUAAACAGAGAUGGUAACAACAUAACCAUUGAUGGUUUUCUGAAUCUCAUUUAGGGGGUGAUCCUUGAAAAUCCAUAUCGAUAGGUACAUGUACUUCAGAAAGUAUUUUUAAAAAGUCCUUAAACUAUCACUUUUAUCAUUCCACUUUGAAUCCCAAGUAACUGUUGCAUACUUGUGUUCUUUUGGUUUUAUAUUUCACUAGUGUAAUUUUUGUUCCAUUUACAAAAGCCACUAUUGUGCUACUGGUACAUAUUAUGUUGAACAUAUCCCCCCAUAAUGUGUUGCAUAAAACCAGCCUCGCUGGUGCAGUGGUUAAGCCAUUGGACUAGAGGCUG